AUGUUACCUGUGUUAAUAAGACGCGUCUGGCAAGCCUUUUUACAGUUGAAUCUCUACAAAAACUCGUCGAGCAAUGAUCAAACUGCUUGCAAAGAAUAUCUCGCUACUCGUAUUUAUGUUUGUUGUCUGGCGAUAGCUAUCAUCAUAGUUACCAUUACGACGUCUUUGAUUACUCGUCUGGUGAAUAAAAUUGAAUAUUCACCGUCAUUCGAACGAUUUCUAGUACUAACAUCAAAGUAUCCGAACAGUGUUCAUUGCCCGUGUACAAAAGUCGGAAUUGGUUACGACGCGUUUGUUGCCACUCAAGUUCGAUUUCAUCAAGUAUGUUCGAGUCAGUUUGUUGAACAAACGUGGAUUGAUAUGAUGUUUGCUGCACAAAAUAGAACGUUAAUAUCGGCAGGUGAUUUUCGAACGAGAUUGAUCUUUUUCUGGCAGCUGAUCGCAGGAUUUUGUACGAUUAGCAAUAGAACAUGGAGCGAAGUUGUCGUCGCCUUUGAUGCAACUCAAAUUCUUAGUCAAUUAGCAAUGUCCGAAGAUCUUAUGCGGACUCAGGUCUAUGUAGAUUUAAAUAAACAAAUAGCUAUGGUACAGUCAGCGUUCAUUCGUGAUUUACGUUCUAUUCGACAAACAUUUCGUGGAAAUCAAAUGGUAUCUGGCUUAGGGUCAAAUUUCUAUAUGAAAUAUUCAGCUGGCGACGACACACAGUUUCAACCAGUUCCACAAAUGGCGCCACAAACGUAUAAUAAUUGCACAUGUUUGAAUAUUGCAGGGGGUCCGCAUC
Molecule: messenger RNA, 781 nt
Organism: Adineta ricciae
Lineage: Eukaryota; Metazoa; Rotifera; Eurotatoria; Adinetida; Adinetidae
Source: the annotation of a GenBank genome assembly